Acaulospora morrowiae is the source of this 873-nucleotide messenger RNA. Lineage: Eukaryota; Fungi; Glomeromycota; Glomeromycetes; Diversisporales; Acaulosporaceae. The record is from the annotation of a GenBank genome assembly.
AUGUCAUAUAGAAAGAGUGCCGGAAAAUUAUCCAGUAUUUGGGAUCUGAGUGAAUCCGAAGAUGAAGAUUCAAAGACCACAGAAACUUCUGAUGUAUGGAAUACUGUUCCAAAAGAGGAAUACGAAAAGAUGAAAGCUAAAACGAGACAAGGUUGUCUCUGUGAGGAUUGUGAACGAGCUAUUAAUCCUCUGAAUCGUCCUGAUUUUUCCGCGCUUAUGAAAAUAUUCACUUCUGAUAAUCUUCUUCGUCAUGCCGCCAUUUUCGCUGGGACACGCAAAAUCAACGAAAAAAUUGUAGACCAUUUUCAUACCACAUGGAAACACCCAAUGCAUAUGGGAAUACCUAGUGUCGAAUUUGUGUCUUUCAUGAUGAGUGAUAAAAGAGUGUGUCAGAGAUUUGAUGAUUACACGUCAGAAUUACUGUUGAUGCUUGACGACCCAAAUGUGAAGCCACUAUGGCACGGGACAACCGUGAAAUGCAAGUUUGUUGAUAAGCCCUGUGAUCCUAAUUCAGCAGAGAGCUGUGCUGGGUGUAAUAUACUAAGCAGGGGAUUUGACAUAAGCAAGAGUGGAUCUGCUAAUCCUUUUAAAAGAUUUGGUUCUGGUAUUUAUUUUGCUCCUAAUUCUUCAAAGGCACAUAGCUACGCCACUCCUAGAGGAGGUGCUGGAGAUUUAUAUACAAUUCUAUUUUGCUUUGUCGCUUUGGGAAGAUCUCACAAAACGGUUGAUGACAUGCCGCAUUUGACCGAACCUCCCUACCCUUGCCACUCUGUUCACGGGCGCGUGGGACACCGAUUAAAUUAUGAAGAAUAUGUUGUUUAUAGACCCGAUGCGGUGGUACCAUUUGCUGCUAUAACUUAUCGUUAUUAUUAA